AGGUCUUACCUCUGCUAUAGUAAUGGACGUUUGAGUUGUACGAUCUGCUUCCUUCCUGUUUGCCUCUUCUUUUAGUCGUUUUCAUGAUACUGAUGAGUCACUUCUGGAAUCUGCUUACGGUCUUUCGUUUGAAGAAAUACUUUCUUCCUGUAUGAGCCGCUGAAGAUGGGCGAGCUGGCUUAUGCUUCAGCCAAAAGCUUUACAGGUAACCGAAUCCUGUAGCCUUCUUGUCUUCUAAGCAAAUACUGACACCAAAGUUUCCACAACUUUUACCGAGUAGAAGAUAGUGUCAACUGUGGAAGGCAAUCUAUCUUAGCUGCCCCAGUUUCAGCUCCCAGGGUGGAAGGCCAUCAGAUGGGCUCCUUCCAGAAAAUGCAGAGCUCUGCACUUUUAGAAACAUCGUGCGGAUAUCUACUCCAGGAAUUGCAGAUGAUAUGGAAUGAAGUUGGUGAAGACCAAUUCAAUCGUGAGAAGGUUCUACUGGACUUGGAGCAGGAAUGUCUGGAGGUCUACAGAAGAAAAGUCGACAGUGCAAACAUAUCAAGGGCUCGACUGCAUCAAGAAUUGGCUGAAUCGGAAGCUGAACUUACCCAUCUUCUUCUCUCCCUUGGUGAUCGGUCUCUCCCUGGACGGCCGGAGAAAGUAUCAGGAACACUGAAGGAGCAAUUGGAUGCAAUCACCCCAGCUCUGAGAGAGAUGCGUCUCAGAAAAGAGGAUAGAGUAAACCAGUUUCGAGCUGUGCAAUCGCAAAUCCAAAAAAUAUCAGCAGAGAUUGCAGGUCAAUCCGCUUAUGAUGAUUCAAUAACUAACGUCAUAGUAAAUGAGAAUGACCUUUCGUCGAAAAAACUCGAGGAAUACCAAAGUGAGCUGCAAAGACUACACAAAGAAAAGCUUCUUCUUUCUUCACAUCAAAAGAAUGACAGGCUUCAGCAAGUGGAGAUGUAUAUAGACACUAUCCGGAACCUUUCUGCUACAUUAGGAAUGGAGUCUUCCAUGAUAAUUACAAAGGUCCAUCCAACUCUGAAUGAGUUGUGUGGCAUUUCCAAGAACAUAAGUGACACCAUACUGGCUAAGCUGAACAGCACUGUGGAAACUCUAAAGGAAGACAAACAAAAACGCACUGAGAAGCUUUACCAUCUUGGAAAGGCUUUAACAAACCUGUGGAAUCUCAUGGACACAUCUUAUGGAGACCGCCGGCAAUUCUUUCACGUCACUAACUUAUUACGUAAAUCAUCAUCUGAAGUGUCGGAUCCAGGAUGCCUUGCUCAAAAUAUAAUCCAGGAGGCUGAAGCUGAAGUCAAGAGACUAGAUCAGUUAAAAGCAAGCAAGACAAAGGAGAUCUUCUUCAAGAAACAGAGUGAGCUGGAAGAGAUAUGUAGCAGAUCACACAUGGAGAUACCUUCAAGAUCGGAGAUGGAAAAAAUAAUCAACCUUAUUAACUCUGGUGAGAUUGAUCAUGCAAAUCUCCUUAUGAGCAUGGACGAACAAAUAUCAAGAGCAAAAGAAGAAGCAUCCAGCAGGAAGGCAAUAAUGGAAAAGGUUGAAAAGUUGAUGCUGGCGAGAGACGAGGAGCGUUGGUUGGAAGAAUAUAGCAUGGAUGAGAAUCGGUAUUCAGUCAGCAGAGGAGCUCACAGGAAUCUGCGACGUGCAGAAAAGGCCAGAAUCCUGGUCAAUAAGAUUCCAGAUUUGUUAGGUUCGCUUGUCUCCAAAACAAAGAGUUGGGAAGAAGAGAGAAAGAAAGUCUUCUUGUACGAUGAUGUACCUUUGAUGGCAAUGAUAGAAGAAUAUAACAUGGUAAGGCUUGAGAAAGAGGACGAAAAGCGAAGGCAAAAGGAAACGAAGAAGGUGCAGAUCCAAGUAGAACCAGAACCCCCCUUUACCUCGAGACCAAGCACCAGUAGUCGACGCCCUUCCAACAGAAGCUUGAAUGGAGGCUUAAGCUAUGCCACCCCUUCAAACAGAAAGCUGUCUAUGAGCAUCCAACGUUUGGGUAGCAAUAGCAUCAAUUAUUCUGCAACUCAAGCCAUAUCAUACAUAAAGGAAGGGAAGAAAAUGCAUGAAACUAAAAUUCCUCUUCCUACUCAUCGUGGGAUUACUCCACGAUUUCAAGACGAAACAGCUUCAGUACUCUCAACAUUUUCUGGGCCCUUGUCCCCUUGAAGAAUCUACUGUUCCAGACUUUGUUUAUGCUAUAGAAUGCUACACAUUUGACCUUCUUUCAGUUAGGUUGAUGAGCACGGUUGUAUUUAUGUCUCCGUCAAAAUAAAAUUUGCUUCGAGAUUGAUGUAUUCUUACAAUGAAGAUGUAAAGUUGCAGUACUAGUAAACCUAAUAAUGAGUUUACAGUCUUGUUCUUCACUAAGUAAUCAUCUCUCAACAAGAAAGCAUUCAAAAUUUCAAAUACCUAAUAUGAAAAUCGAGGGAAGAUGACAUUACAAUCCAAACAGAACCUAAUUCGAAGAACAGUAGAGAUCUAGGAAAAGAGAAAUACAGCUAUCCACCGGCGAUUCUCAGGCUGAAGGUGAAGCACCGCUCGCUGAUUUAGCAAAGAAAGCAUCGAUCCGGCGAGUUCCAGCCGGUGCCGGCUUGUUAGCAACUUCGCGCUUGCGGCCUACAGAAGCCUCUUCCUGCGACUGGGGAGCUGGCGGCGCGGGAAGCGAGUCUAAGAGAAAAUCGUUGGUCGGUCGGUGCCUCUUGACGGCGAUUCGGAGGUGUUCGCUCUUCACUAUCUUCCGCUUCUUCUCGGUGGCGACUUCCGCCGACUUCUCCGCGAGAAACCGAAGGAACAGCUCCGUGGAGCGCGAGACGAGGAAUAGAGCCUCCGAUGUCACCUUGUUGACUUCCUUGUCGAGCCUCAUUAUCUUCUUCACACGGCCGACCGGGAAUUCGGUCCGAAUCGACGCUUCUUCAACGUUCUCCUCUUCUUCCGCCAUGGAUUAAUGAAAGCUCUGAACAGUAAGGAAAUCGCCGGAGAACUGAAAAUAUCGACUCUGUUUGCUGCUUCUGAGCGAGAGCGGGGAAAUGAGGGGAUCGGGAAUCGCCAAAGGUAAAUCCGAA
Linum tenue is the source of this 3056-nucleotide messenger RNA. The record is from the annotation of a GenBank genome assembly. Lineage: Eukaryota; Viridiplantae; Streptophyta; Magnoliopsida; Malpighiales; Linaceae.